AUGGAAGAAACUCUCCGGAAUGAAGCGCUUCAAGCGAUAGAUUUCCUUGAGAGGCACAAGCGCGCCAACACCGACAAGCUAUACCGAGAAGCUCUUACUCAAGAGCCGAAGAAGGACCGGUAUGUCGACACAAACUCCAAAGUGAAGAGCUUGAAAGAGAUGGUUGCGAGAGACCUCGGAUUUCAAGGCACUGUCAAGCACCCCAGAGUUUGGCACUUGCAGACCACAGAUGUCGGUGCUCCUAUGAAAAACCACGGCACUCCUCCCGCUCCGCGCCGGGAUACACAAGUUCAAGUCCAACUUCCACGCGCCAACCAUUCUGCAAUGCUGGCUUUCAUUCUCCUAUCAUAUGCAUUGCUGUUCUUUCUCCUGUUUUCAGAUUGGUUUUGA
Messenger RNA from Puccinia graminis f. sp. tritici CRL 75-36-700-3, 390 nucleotides. RefSeq lists its product as uncharacterized. The record is from RefSeq and is a predicted model, not a curated record. Bases 1 to 390 code for a protein of 129 amino acids. NCBI's taxonomy places the organism in Eukaryota, Fungi, Basidiomycota, Pucciniomycetes, Pucciniales, Pucciniaceae. The transcript is spliced from 2 exons.